Fusarium keratoplasticum is the source of this 1257-nucleotide messenger RNA. RefSeq names its product FAD-binding-3 domain-containing protein. Gene Ontology annotation, molecular function: monooxygenase activity; FAD binding. Bases 1 to 1257 code for a protein of 418 amino acids. Gene Ontology annotation, biological process: secondary metabolite biosynthetic process. The transcript has 6 exons. NCBI's taxonomy places the organism in Eukaryota, Fungi, Ascomycota, Sordariomycetes, Hypocreales, Nectriaceae. The record is from RefSeq and is a predicted model, not a curated record.
AUGAAGGUCAUCAUUAUUGGGGCCGGUAUUGGAGGACUGGUUUGUGCCAUUGCCUGUCGGCGGGAGGGCCUUUCUGUCACUGUUCUUGAGCGCACUCCUGUUUUAGCUCCUGUGAAAAAGCUCGGGGCAAAGAGCGUGCUUCUCGAUUCCAUCGAUUACCUGCGAUACGAAAACGGCGAGGUAAUCUUCAAAAUUGAUGGAGCAAACACCAUCUUGGACAAAUUUGGGGAUAUCUGGAUGGUCAUCGGUCGCCCUGACUAUCACGAUGUCUUGGUCAACACAGCAAGAGAGGCUGGUGUGGAGAUCAACCUCGAUUCCGAGGUUGACACCAUUGAUUUCAACAACACGAAAAUUCGAACCAAGCGAGGGGAAACGUUCGAGGCGGACGUGAUUGUCGGCGCUGACGGUCUCUGGUCUAAUUCUCGAAACCAAUUACUAGGUCGAGCAUCUCCGCCGGCCGAAUCAGGCGAUCUUGCCUAUCGGGCUACCAUCAGCCGCGAGCAGCUGCUAGCACUUGACGAUCCUUCCAUCAAUAAACUCAUACAAGAGAAGUCUGCCAAGUGUUGGAUGGGUCCUGGCAGACACUGCGUCUUCUACCCACUGGCAGGGGGUGAGGUGUUCAAUCUGGUGCUCCUACGACCUGACAAUCUAGACAAGGAUGUUCGACAAGCCCCCGGCGAUAUCGAUGAGAUGAGGGCCUGUUUCGAGGGCUGGGAUCAGAGACUGACGAGGAUGAUAUCUUGCAUCUCGACCGUGCUGAAAUGGAAACUUUGCCACCAUGAAGAGCUUGUGACCUGGACCAAGGGUUCCGUUGCGCUACUCGGAGAUGCGUGCCACCCAACCUUGCCUUAUCAAGCCCAGGGUGCAGCGAUGGCUGUGGAAGAUGGAGCUGUCUUGGGCAAGCUUCUCGGUCUCUUGGACAAGUCACAGAUCCAUGACGAGAAGAACCAUAUCCCGGAAAUCCUGAAACUUUACGAGUCUCUCCGUAAGACGAGGACCACCACCAACGUUCAGGGAGCAAACUCAAACCGUGUCUCAUAUCAUCUCCCAGACGGGCCACUCCAACAAGAAAGAGAUGCUUGCCUUUCCAGAGGGGUUAGAAGCCUUACCGGCGUGAGGAAUCAUUUUGCUGAUUUAGAAUAUCUGCGUUCUUUGCUAGCUUUCGAUGCUGUUGGAGAGGCCAUCCAGGCAUUUGAGAAGUGGCAGGCGUCUCAGACAGGCAGCUCGGCUGAAAAGGUAGUCUUGGCCAAGUUGUAA